CCCGGCCCCUCGCCGGUGCGGGGGAAGCGCGGGGGGGUGGCAGGCGGUAGAAAGGGCGGGCGGCCGAGCGGGGAGGCGGCAUUUGCGCGGAGCAGCAUCGCGCAAAAGGGCUGGGCCCCGCCGGGGACGCAGGGUGCCAGCAUGGCUCUGGAUUUCCUGGCGGGAUGCGUCGGCGGUGCUGCUGGAGUGCUGGUAGGACACCCAUUUGACACUGUUAAGGUUCGCCUACAAGUUCAAAAUGUAGAGAAACCUCUCUACCGUGGGACCUUCCAUUGCUUUCAGUCCAUCAUAAAGCAAGAAUCUGCUUUUGGACUCUAUAAAGGUAUUGGGUCACCAAUGAUGGGACUUACCUUCAUUAAUGCACUUGUGUUUGGUGUACAAGGAAACACACUUCGAGCUCUCGGAAAAGACACUCCUUUAAACCAGUUCCUUGCAGGGUCGGCAGCAGGGGCUAUCCAGUGUGUCAUCUGCUGUCCCAUGGAGUUGGCAAAGACGAGAAUGCAGCUUCAAGGAACAGGUGAAUACAAACAAAAAACAAAGAACUACAAAAAUUCUCUGGAUUGUUUGAUCAAAAUCUAUCAAAAGGAAGGGCUGAGGGGUGUCAACAGGGGCAUGGUCUCUACGUUCAUAAGAGAGACUCCAAGCUUUGGCUUUUACUUCCUGACCUAUGACUGCAUGACCAGGUAUUUAGGCUGUGAAGCCGAAGACAGUUAUGUUAUUCCCAAACUGCUGUUUUCUGGGGGGAUGUCAGGAAUCGUGUCCUGGAUCUCAACCUAUCCUGCGGAUGUGAUCAAAUCCCGGCUCCAGGCCGAUGGAGUCGGAGGCGUUACACAGUACAAUGGCAUUUUAGACUGCAUCAGAAAGAGUUACCAUGAAGAAGGCUGGAGGGUGUUCACCAGAGGUCUUACUUCUACACUUCUCCGUGCUUUUCCUGUCAAUGCAGCUACCUUUGCUACUGUCACUGUGUUCCUAAUGUAUAUGAAGUCAGACGACAACCUUCGUGAUUGUGAACCAGGUCCAGUAAUCCAGCAGCCUUCCAGUUUGUGAACCUUAUCUGUUUGGUCUCCUGAUCCAACACCUGGCUGGUUGGGUUUUUUAAAAUGUAAAACAACUUGACCCACACAAGUGAUGUAAAAUUAUGCUAUCUGUAUAAAGAAUUCCUAAAUGUGUCAAAUUAGGAUUCCAUUUCAUUACUUGUAUAAACAGCAUAUUGCCUUAUUAAGGACUUCAUAUCUAGUAGCAUCCAAGUAAGAUGAUGGGGACCUGCCUUUAGAAAGUACUGUACAGUUAAUAUUGUGGGUCCAGAAGAGGAUCUGGAGGAUAUCGAAGCACCAGAAAUCAGGUUUUCUUCCACCCCUGUUCUGAAUGACUGAGCUGAGUUGAACAUAGCAUGUUUUCAGGAAAGAAAAGGUCUUUUUGUAUGUAGAAGGAGUAAGUAUAGUCCUCUAUGGUGAACUAGUGGAAGGAUAUUGAAUGUUGGAGACAUUUUGCAGGUAACCCUGAACUGUUCAAGACAUGGACUAGCAUUCAGAUUGCCAUGUGUUUUAAUUUUCCUCUGCUUUUAUAUGUCAGUGGUUUUAGUAGCAUCUUUGUUCAUAAUAGCUUGAUAAAAAAAAAAUAAAAUUCUUAAGUUACUCCCUUACCCUUACCUUUCAGCUUUGAAUAAGAAUCUUAAGCAAACAAACCUAGCAUCUACACUUAUAGACUUGUUCCUUUAAAUUUCAAGACUUGUAAAGGCUUAGGAAAACUCAAAGCUAGUAAGAUUGAUGUUACUUGCCUUCACUUUUUGUUUGAUGGGUGCAGAUUGUAUUGACUAGGUUCAGCUCAGGUAGACUGAUCUCUGAAGUUAAUGCAACUUUUUUGUGCCCUUUCUCCCAGCAUGCCCCAUAGCAGCCAGUGAUGUACCGAAGUCAAAGUCCUACCUGUGGUAUUGCACAAAAUGUUUGUGGGUGCAAUGUUAGCUUAGCAGCUUGAAGUACUGUAGGAACACAUACAUAUUCAAAACUGGAGGUUUCAUACCUGGUUCAGCCCAUAGAGGUGGUGAAAUGGUUGGUGUACAAUACGCUUGCAUUAUGAAUUUACACAAUACUGAUUUUUAUGUAUUUAGUUACAGUGCUAUUGGAAAGAAGAAUGAAAAGGUUUUUGGAGAAUUUUCUUGUUACAUUAAUUUAGUGCAAGAGGAACUGCAUUAGUUGAAGAGCUAUAAAUAGCUAUUUAAGAUACAAAAUAAGAACUACACAUAUUUGGCACAAAUAGCCAUGAAGAAGUAGUCUGUGUGUGUGAGGAAAUAUAAAUAAAUAUUCUAAAAUAUAUCAAACUAUUUCAUUCAGUACAACUUGUUACACUUUCAGAUGGGACAAGUGCAAUAUGUGCUUAAUUUAUAUGAAUUUUCUAAAAAAAUUAUUUCAUAGCAGUUUGCACUGUAACAAAAUAUGCUGGAGAAACCUGUAAAACUGGUAUGUCUUUUUAUACCUUGGAGGUAUGUUGGAUGUUUUAGUGCCUACUUGCACUGAGAUUCAAAUUGAAUGUUAAAUCUGUAUACAAAGCUGCAUAUGCACAACACCCCACAGCAAAGACCAUUUACACCUUUGUACAGUAGUUAUUGUAUAUGAAACUGAGGGAAUAAAUUUUUUAAAAAUUU
Messenger RNA from Calypte anna (Anna's hummingbird), 2641 nucleotides. RefSeq names its product solute carrier family 25 member 29 (gene SLC25A29). The transcript is spliced from 4 exons. Gene Ontology annotation, molecular function: high-affinity L-arginine transmembrane transporter activity. The record is from RefSeq and is a predicted model, not a curated record. Gene Ontology annotation, biological process: mitochondrial L-ornithine transmembrane transport. The coding region runs from base 142 to 1047 and encodes 301 amino acids. Lineage: Eukaryota; Metazoa; Chordata; Aves; Apodiformes; Trochilidae. Gene Ontology annotation, cellular component: mitochondrion.